This is a messenger RNA of Diceros bicornis minor, 3192 nucleotides long. It is a transcript of the gene THRA, whose product is annotated as thyroid hormone receptor alpha. Lineage: Eukaryota; Metazoa; Chordata; Mammalia; Perissodactyla; Rhinocerotidae. The coding region runs from base 447 to 1679 and encodes 410 amino acids. The transcript has 9 exons. Gene Ontology annotation, biological process: thyroid hormone receptor signaling pathway; negative regulation of transcription by RNA polymerase II; positive regulation of transcription by RNA polymerase II. Gene Ontology annotation, molecular function: nuclear receptor activity; zinc ion binding; RNA polymerase II cis-regulatory region sequence-specific DNA binding. The record is from RefSeq and is a predicted model, not a curated record.
UCGCCCCCCGCCCCCCCCCGCGCUCACUCGCACUCACACCCGGGCGCAGGAGGCGGGCGGCCCGGGCCCCACCAGCCCUCCAUGGACGCCCCCAGCACGGGGCGCUGAGACCCCGCGUCGCUGCCCAGCCUGGUCCAGCGCGCCACGCCGAGGACAUUUGGACAGGACAAGACUCUGAAACUACUCCCCCAGCCAAGCACCCCCCCACGGACCCAGCUUGCCCCCCAACCUUACCACCUGCCACUCCCUGGCCCCUCUCACCGCCCGCCCCCCUUGGGGCGCAGGGCAUGGUGUGAAAGGCCAAGUGCUGAGGCAGGCACCAUGGGUGCUGUGCCCUAGGGCCUGGGUGGCGGGGGGUGGGCGGCCUGUGGGUGUGUCGGGGGGGCCAGUGUGCCCACCCCAGUCUCUUGGCGUGCUGGAGGGCAUCCUGGAUGGAAUUGAAGUGAAUGGAACAGAAGCCAAGCAAGGUGGAGUGUGGGUCAGACCCAGAGGAGAACAGUGCCAGGUCACCAGAUGGAAAGCGAAAAAGAAAGAACGGCCAAUGUUCCCUGAAAACCAGCAUGUCAGGGUAUAUCCCUAGUUACCUGGACAAAGACGAGCAGUGUGUCGUGUGUGGGGACAAGGCAACCGGUUAUCACUACCGCUGCAUCACUUGUGAGGGCUGCAAGGGCUUCUUUCGCCGCACAAUCCAGAAGAACCUCCAUCCCACCUACUCCUGCAAAUAUGACAGCUGCUGUGUCAUCGACAAGAUCACCCGCAAUCAGUGCCAGCUGUGCCGCUUCAAGAAGUGCAUCGCCGUGGGCAUGGCCAUGGACUUGGUUCUAGAUGACUCGAAGCGGGUGGCCAAGCGCAAACUGAUUGAGCAGAACCGGGAGCGGCGACGGAAGGAGGAGAUGAUCCGAUCACUGCAGCAGCGACCAGAGCCCACUCCCGAAGAGUGGGAUCUGAUCCAUGUUGCCACGGAGGCCCAUCGUAGCACAAAUGCGCAGGGCAGCCAUUGGAAGCAGAGGCGGAAAUUCCUGCCGGAUGACAUUGGCCAGUCACCCAUCGUCUCCAUGCCAGAUGGAGACAAGGUGGACCUAGAGGCCUUCAGCGAGUUUACCAAGAUCAUCACCCCGGCCAUCACUCGUGUGGUGGACUUUGCCAAAAAACUGCCCAUGUUCUCCGAGCUGCCUUGCGAAGACCAGAUCAUCCUCCUGAAGGGGUGCUGCAUGGAGAUCAUGUCCCUACGGGCGGCUGUCCGCUAUGACCCUGAGAGUGACACCCUGACGCUGAGUGGGGAGAUGGCUGUCAAGCGGGAGCAGCUCAAGAAUGGCGGCCUGGGCGUAGUCUCCGACGCCAUCUUUGAAUUGGGCAAGUCACUCUCUGCCUUUAACCUGGAUGACACGGAAGUGGCUCUGCUGCAGGCUGUGCUGCUAAUGUCAACAGACCGCUCGGGCCUGCUGUGUGUGGACAAGAUCGAGAAGAGUCAGGAGGCGUACCUGCUGGCGUUCGAGCACUACGUCAACCACCGCAAACACAACAUUCCGCACUUCUGGCCCAAGCUGCUGAUGAAGGUGACUGACCUCCGCAUGAUCGGGGCCUGCCACGCCAGCCGCUUCCUCCACAUGAAAGUCGAGUGCCCCACCGAACUUUUCCCCCCUCUCUUCCUCGAGGUCUUUGAGGAUCAGGAAGUCUAAAGCCUCAGGCGGCCAGAGGGUGUGCGGAGCUGGUGGGGAGGAGCCUGGAGAGAAGGGGCAGAGCUGGGGGCUGAGGGAGACCCCCCACACCUCUUCUCUCCUCCCUCUCAUCCUCGGAUAGAUUCAGCUCCCACACACCCCUGCACUGCCCCGUCCCUCCUCAGAACCUCCAGCCCUGGGACAGGGCAAACCAAUGAACUUGCUAUGAAAAGGACAGUGUCAAGGCUGGGGGGCUGUGUCCUCUGAGAAGGUAGGGCAAGGGAGGGAGAGCUAAGAGAGGACAAGCCAUCUUGACCGUAGGGGACAGAGGAUUGUGGGGUGGGGGAAGAUACCCUCAACUCACCCCCUACACACACACAAGAGAGAGCCCCCUGCCCAGUUCCUUGGCCUAGGUUCCCCCUCCAGGCUAAGAGCCUCUCUGUUUCCCCAGAUGCCUGGGUGCAAAGGAAGGCUUGGCUUGGCUCCUUCCCUGGAAGUUAAAAAUUAUAGUCAUUCUAACUGCACUUUGGAAACCAGGCAAGGGGAGAAGAUAAAUGAAGAAAAACUAGACAGAAAAAGAAACAAAGAGAACGAGCAAUUGAUAGAGAGAUGAUAUUAAGUUAUUAACUGAGGCUGGCCAGAGGGGAGGACCCCCCUACCACCCCCAUGCACUUUGAGAACUGCCCCUCCUCCCCCCAAAUCAGAGAGAACUGCCCCCCACACCAGGUCCCAAGGGCAGGGCUGCCAAUCAGAGCUGUGAGUUAACACCACAGGGUCCUGGCCACCCCCUCUUGCCUUGCCCCUCCCUCUGUGCCCCUUUGGCACCCCCACCCCAGUACUCCUCUGCUCUCUGCCACUCGUGCCCGCUGAGUUCCAUCUACCUCUCACGCUGGAUGCCAGCUGGCCCCUCACCAGCCUGCCCUGCUGCCCGCACAGCUCCCCUUUCAGGUGCCCAGCCCCAGGGGCCUUCCCUGUCCCCUCCACUCCGUCUGCACCUUGGCACCCACACAGGAAAAACUGUGGCUCAGGCUCCCGCCCUCUUCACAUCCUGCAGUAUUAGCUACAAGCCAGAUGCUGCUGCACUGGGGGGCAGGGGGGGUGUGUGUGAGCCUCUCCCAGAGCCUCCGCCCCCUUAGGACCCUGUUUCCCAUCUGUCUCCUGGGCUCUCUCUAACCUCUGCCCUCCUCUUUUCCCACUCCCGCACAAUGCACUAACCCAGACUCUGGGUGGGCAGGCACCGGAAUGGGGGUGCUUAGAUAAAUGGCACUUAGCUGGGGCCCCAGGGGAAGGGGCGGUUGGUGCUCCUCCUUUUUUCUUUGAAGCUCUUUAGGCCAGCCGCCCUUCUGCCCUUGGGACCCCUUUCCCCUCUUCUUUUCUCUAAUUCAGGGACUUUGGCUUGAGCCACCCCCCACCCUCCUGGGGAGGAGUGCUCUGUGGGUCUGCAUGUGGGUGAGCUGCCCUCCUCUUCCUCCUCUUGACUGUUGCCCACUCCGCAGGGGAGAGAGGGAGAGAGGAGGUGGCCCUCCCGUGGGUG